This is a messenger RNA of Otolemur garnettii (small-eared galago), 7365 nucleotides long. RefSeq names its product agrin (gene AGRN). Gene Ontology annotation, biological process: receptor clustering; G protein-coupled acetylcholine receptor signaling pathway. Gene Ontology annotation, molecular function: laminin binding; calcium ion binding. The record is from RefSeq and is a predicted model, not a curated record. The coding region runs from base 81 to 6191 and encodes 2036 amino acids. NCBI's taxonomy places the organism in Eukaryota, Metazoa, Chordata, Mammalia, Primates, Galagidae. The transcript has 36 exons.
CUGUCCUGUCCAGUCCCGUCCCCGGCGCGGCCCGGCCUGCGCCUUCUCUCUGGCCGCCUCUCGCCGACCUCGGCUGCGCCAUGGCCAGCCUGCGGCCGUCCGGCUCGGCCUCGCUGCUGCCGCUGCUGCUGCUUCUGGUGGUAGCCGCGCGCGCCCUGCCCGGCGCUGGCGGGACGUGCCCGGAGCGCGCGCUGGAGCGGCGCGAGGAAGAGGCUAAUGUGGUGCUCACCGGCACAGUGGUGGAGAUUCUCAACGUAGACCCGGUGCAGCACACGUAUUCCUGCAAGGUUCGGGUCUGGCGGUACUUGAAGGGCAGAGACCUGGUGGCCCGGGAGAGCCUACUGGAUGGGGGCAACAAGGUGGUGAUCAGUGGCUUUGGAGACCCCCUCAUCUGUGACAACCAGGUGUCUACUGGGGACACUAGGAUCUUCUUUGUGAACCCUGCGCCCCCAUACCUGUGGCCAGCUCACAAGAAUGAGCUGAUGCUCAACUCUAGCCUCAUGCGGAUCACCCUGCGGAACCUGGAGGAAGUGGAGUUCUGUGUAGAAGACAAACCCGGGACUCACUUUACCUCAGCGCCUCCAGUGUUUCCUGAUGCCUGUCGGGGAAUGCUGUGCGGCUUUGGUGCUGUGUGCGAGCCCAGUGCAGAAAGGCCAGGCCGGGCCUCCUGCGUGUGCAAGAAGAGUACCUGCCCCAGUGUCGUGGCGCCCGUGUGUGGUUCGGAUGCUUCCACCUACAGCAACGAGUGUGAGCUACAGCGGGCGCAGUGCACCCAGCAGCGACGUAUCCGCCUGCUCCGUCGUGGCCCCUGUGGGUCCCGCGACCCUUGCAUCAAUGUAACCUGCAGCUUCGGCAGCACUUGUGCGCGCUCAGCAGAUGGGCUGACGGCCUCGUGCCUGUGCCCCACGACCUGCCAGGGUGCCAGUGAAGGCACAGUGUGCGGCAGUGAUGGUGCUGACUACCCCAGUGAGUGCCACCUACUGCGCCGUGCCUGCGCCAGGCAGGAGAACAUCUUCAAAAAGUUCAGCGGCCCUUGUGACCCCUGCCAGGGCACCCCCACUGACCCAAGCCGCAGCUGCCGCGUGAACCUGCACACGCGAUUGCCAGAGAUGUUCCUGAGGCCAGAAAGCUGUCCCGAUCGGAGGUCACCAGUGUGUGGGGACGAUGGGGUCACCUAUGAAAAUGAAUGUGUCAUGGGCCGCAUGGGUGCUGCAAGAGGCCUCCUCCUUCAGAAAGUGCGCUCUGGCCAGUGCCUGCCUCAAGAUCAGUGCCCAGAGGUCUGCUGGUUCAAUGCUGUGUGCUUGUCCCGCCUGGGCCGCCACCACUGCUCCUGCGACCGUGUCACCUGUGAUGGGGCCUACAGGCCUGUGUGUGCCCAAGACGGGCACACAUAUGACAAUGACUGCUGGCGCCAGCAGGCGGAGUGUCGGCAGCAGCGUGCCAUUCCCAGCAAGCACGGGGGCCCGUGUGACCAGGCCCCAUCCCCAUGCCAUGGAGUACUAUGCACAUUUGGGGCGACGUGUGCUGUGAAGAAUGGGCAGGCAGUCUGUGAGUGCCAGCAGGCAUGCUUGGGCAUCUAUGACCCUGUGUGUGGCAGUGAUGGCAUCACAUAUGGCAGCGCAUGUGAACUGGAAUCCACAGCAUGUAUCCUCAGACAGGAGAUCCAGGUGGCCCGCAGAGGACCCUGUGACCGCUGUGGGCAGUGCCGCUUUGGAGCCAUGUGUGAGGCUGAGACUGGCCGCUGUGUGUGCCCCUCUGAGUGUGUGGCCUCAGCCCAGCCUGUGUGUGGUUCUGACGGGCACACGUAUUCCAGUGAGUGUGAGCUGCACGUCCACGCCUGCACACACCAGAUCAGCCUGCGUGUAGCCUCAGCUGGACACUGCCAGACUUGUGGAGACACAGUGUGUGCCUUUGGGGCUGUGUGUUCAGCUGGCCAGUGUGUGUGUCCCCGGUGUGAGCGCCCCCCACCUGGUCCUGUGUGUGGCAGCGAUGGUGUCACCUACAGCAGUGUGUGUGAGAUGCGGGAAGCUGCCUGCCGCCAGCAGGUGCAGAUCGAGGGGGUCCGGACAGGGCCAUGUGAACAGGCUGAGUGUGGCUCUGGAGGCUCUGGCUCUGGGGAGGACAGUGAGUGUGAGCAAGAGUUGUGCCAGCAGCACGGUGGCAUCUGGGACGAGGACUCAGAGGAUGGGCCAUGCAUCUGUGACUUCAGCUGCCAGAGUGUCCUGAGGAGCCUGGUGUGCGGCUCAGAUGGGGUCACCUACAGCACUGAGUGUGACCUGAAGAAGGCCAGGUGUGAGUUGCAGCAAGAGCUGUAUGUUGCAGCCCAGGGAGCCUGCCGAGGUCCCACUUUGGCCCCACUGCCAUCUGUGGCUCCCUCACACUGUGCCCAGACCCCCUAUGGCUGCUGCCAGGACAACAUCACUGCUGCCCAGGGUGUGGGCCUGGCUGGCUGCCCCAGCGUGUGCCAGUGCAACCCACAUGGCUCCUACAGCAGGACCUGUGAUGCAGCCACAGGACAGUGCUCCUGCCGCCCAGGUGUGGGUGGCCUCAGGUGUGACCGCUGUGAGCCUGGUUUCUGGAAUUUCCGAGGCAUUGUCACUGAUGGCCGGAGUGGCUGCACCCCCUGCAGCUGUGAGCCUCGGGGAGCUGUGCGGGAUGACUGUGAGCAGAUGACUGGGCUGUGCUCUUGUAAACCUGGAGUGGCUGGCCCCAAGUGUGGGCAGUGUCCAGAUGGCUAUGCUCUGGGCCCUGCUGGUUGUGAAGCAGCUCCCUCAGCACCCAAGACCUGUGCAGAGAUGCGCUGUGAGUUUGGUGCUUCCUGCGUGGAGGAGGCUGGCUCUGCCCACUGUGCUUGCCCGACACUCACCUGUCCUGAGGCCAAUUCCACCAAGGUCUGUGGAUCUGAUGGAGUCACCUAUGGCAACCAGUGCCAGCUAAAGACCAUCGCCUGCCGCCAGGGCCUGCACAUCUCUGUCCAAAGCCUCGGCCCAUGCCAGGAGGCUGUCACUCCUGGUGCCCACCCAGCACCCGCACCCGUGACCACUUCGGGGCUUGUCCUGAGUGAGGCGCUGCCGCCUCUUCCCAGCACCCUCCCCCUGGCUCCCAGCAGUACCCCCCAUAGCCAGCCCACACAUCCACCCCCACCACGGCCUUGGACCACUGCCAGCAUCCCCAGGACCACCAUGUGGCCCAUGCUGACUGCGCCCCCCACAGCACCCUCCCCUGCACCCAGCCUUGCCACAUCUGCCUUUGGAGAAUCUGGGAGUGCUGACGGAAGUGGAGACCAGGAGCUGAGCGGGGACCAGGAGGCCAGCGGGGGAGGCUCUGGGGGACUUGAGCCCCCUGAGGGCAGCAGCGUGGUGACCCUGGGGCCACCCAUAGAGAGGGCUUCCUGCUAUAACUCGCCUUUGGGCUGCUGCUCAGAUGGGAAAACGCCCUUGUUGGACGCAGAGGGCUCCAACUGCCCUGCCACCAAGGUAUUCCAGGGUGUGCUGGAGCUCGAGGGGGUCGAGGGCCAGGAACUGUUCUACACACCAGAGAUGGCUGACCCCAAGUCAGAGCUGUUUGGGGAGAUGGCCAGAAGCAUUGAAAGCACACUGGAUGACCUCUUCCGGAACUCAGAUGUCAAGAAAGACUUUUGGAGUGUCCAUCUGAGGGACCUGGGACCUGGCAGAUCAGUCCGAGCCAUUGUGGAUGUACACUUUGACCCCACCACAACCCUCAGGGCACCAGAUGUGGGCCGAGCCCUCCUCCGGCAGAUCCAGGCAUCCCGGCGACGGUCCCUGGGGGUGAGGCGCCCUCUGCAGGAGCACGUACGCUUCAUGGACUUCGAUUGGUUUCCUGCCUUCUUCACUGGAGCCACUGCUGCUGUGACCACAGCCAGAGCUACCACUGUGGCCCACCAGCCCUCUGCCGUGACCUCUUGGGCCUCGUUCCCCAGUCAUACCAGCCACCCAGCUGGCAAGACCACCGCCCUGCCCACUACACACCGGCCCCCACCAACUGUCCCCAGCCAUGUGCCAGGACGGCCUGAACAGCCCCCAAGGGCCUGUGAUUCCCAGCCCUGCCUCCAUGGAGGGACUUGCAGAGAGGGGGACUCUGGCAGGGACUUCUCCUGCAGCUGCCCUGCAGGCAGAGGAGGCGCGAUCUGUGAGGAAGCGCUGCACAACCCGGUGCCAGCCUUCGGGGGCCAGUCCUUCCUGGCUUUCCCCACCCUCCGCGCCUACCACACUCUGCGCCUGGCGCUGGAAUUCCGGGCGCUGGAGCCUCAGGGGCUGCUGCUGUACAACGGCAAUGCACGGGGCAAGGACUUUCUGGCACUAGCACUGCAGGGCGGCCGCGUGCAGCUCAGGUUUGACACAGGUUCAGGGCCUGCAGUGCUGACUAGCGCAGUGCCCAUAGAGCCUGGCCGUUGGCACCGCCUAGAGCUGUCGCGGCAUUGGCGCCGGGGUACACUCUCAGUGGAUGGUGAGACCCCUAUUCUGGGUGAGAGCCCCAGGGGCACUGAUGGCCUCAACCUGGACACAGACCUGUUUGUGGGCGGCGUCCCAGAAGAUCAGGCUGCCGUGGUGCUUGAGCGGACAGCCAUUGGUGUUGGCCUGAGGGGCUGCAUCCGCCUGCUAGAUGUCAACAACCGACGGCUGGAGCUCAGCAACUGGCAGGGGGCUGUGACUCAAAGCUCCGGUGUGGGCGAGUGUGGAGACCACCCCUGCUUGCCCAGCCCCUGCCAUGGCGGGGCCCCAUGCCAGGCCCUGGAGGCUGGCAUGUUCCACUGUCAGUGCCCACCUGGCCACUUUGGCCCAACUUGCACCUAUGAGAAGAGUCCCUGUCAGCCAAACCCCUGCCAUGGGGCAGCCCCCUGCCACGUGCUGCCAGAGGGUAGAGCUAAGUGCGAGUGCCCCUUGGGACGUGGGGGUGCUCUCUGCCAGACAGUCUUGGAGCUGGAUGACACUCGGCCCUUCCUGGCUGACUUCAGUGGCUUCUCCUACCUGGAGCUGAAAGGAUUGCACACCUUUGGGCGGGACCUAGGGGAGAAGAUGGAGCUGGAGGUGGUGUUUCUGGCUCGUGGCCCCAGCGGCUUGCUCCUCUACAAUGGACAGAAGACAGAUGGCAAGGGGGACUUUGUGUCGCUGGCACUGCACAACCGCCACUUGGAGUUCCGCUAUGACCUGGGCAAGGGGGCAGCAAUCAUCAGGAACAAGGAGCCAGUCACCCUGAACACCUGGACCCGGGUCUCACUGGAGCGAAAUGGCCGCAAGGGCUCCAUACGUGUUGGUGAUGGCUCCCGAGUGCUAGGGGAGUCCCCGGUUCCACACACUGUCCUCAACCUGAAGGAGCCACUCUACAUUGGGGGGGCCCCUGACUUCAGCAAGCUGGCCCGGGCAGCUGGGGUAUCUUCCGGCUUUGAUGGUGCCAUCCAAUUGGUCUCCCUGAGAGGCCAACAGCUGCUGACCCAGGAGCAUGUGUUGCGAGCAGUGGACAUCUCAUCCUUUACAGACCACCCUUGCACCUGGGCCUCAGGCCACCCCUGCCUCAACGGUGCCUCCUGUGUGCCCAAGGAGGCCAUGUAUGUGUGCCUGUGCCCUGGAGGGUUCUCAGGGCUGCACUGUGAGAAUGGGCUGAUUGAGAAAGCGGCAGGGGACCUGGACACACUGGCCUUUGAUGGGCAUACCUACAUUGAGUACCUCAGCGCUGUAACUGAGAGUGAGAAGGCGCUGCAGAGCAACCACUUCGAGUUGAGUUUGCGUACUGAAGCCACACAGGGGCUGGUGCUGUGGAGUGGCAAGGCCACGGAGCAGGCGGACUACAUGGCACUGGCCAUCGUUGAUGGGCACCUGCAGAUGACCUAUGACCUGGGCUCCCAGCCUGUGGUGCUGCGAUCCUCCGUGCCAGUCAACACCAACCACUGGCUACGGGUCAGGGCACACAGGGAACAGAGAGAAGGCUCACUUCAAGUUGGCAACGAGGCCCCUGUGACUGGUUCCUCCCCACUGGGCGCCACACAGCUGGACACAGAUGGAACCCUGUGGCUUGGGGGUCUGCAGAAGCUGCCUGCCGGCCAGGCACUACCCAAAGCGUACAGCACAGGCUUUGUGGGCUGCCUGCAGGAUGUGGUCGUGGGCCAGCGCCCACUGCGCCUACUGGAGGAUGCCGUCACCAAGCCCAAGCUGCAGCCCUGCCCUACUCCAUGAGCUGGCAUCUGAGUUCACCACCCAUCCUGCUGUAAUUAUUUUCUAUUUUUGUAAACUUUUUGCUUUUUGAUAAUGGUUUCUUGCCUGCUUGUCAGCCGGAGGGACUGCUGGCCCGGCCCCCUUUCCGUCCAGGCAGCCGUGCUGCAGACAAACCCAUGCUGAGGGACUCUGGCGCACCAUGACAGCAUGAAGGGCUUGGCUUGAUGGCAGCCUCAGGAUGAAGCCCUUCUGCCUCAGGGUGCCGCACCUCAGGCUUCAUACUGUGCUCCCAUGUGUCCACCAUGUGUUCCUCUCGUGUCCCCUUGCUUGUCAGAGACCCUACCCCCAGGUUACUCUCACUCCUUCUGGCAGGGCUUAUGUCCCAGAGCAGAAAGGAGCUGCCAAGGUUGAGGGGGCACCCCGUGCAAUCCCUGCAGGGCCUUUCCGAGUUUCCAUUUAAGCUGCUCCUUCCUGUGUGUACUGUGGGUUGUGUCCAGCCUCACUGGGGCUGGCCUGGACCUCCUGGGCCAAUCCUGUGAUUUAGAAACACUGUUACUCUUGAGGCCACACUUACCUCCACCCCCCCAGCUGAGUCCCCCAUUUCUAAGGUGCUGGGGAGCAGAGGCCAGACCCAGGCCCUUCUGGGGCUUCCUGCCUCUCAGCUGGCCCUGUCCAUCCACCCAGCCACCCUGGAUGUGGCCAUGCCCAGUUCUUGGGAGGAGCCUCUGGAGGGAGUAGACUGAGGUGGAAUGACUGUUGUCUACCUGCCUGCCUUAGGGUCCUGGCCUGCCAACCACAUUUUUCAUGCACUGAUUUUAUUUGAUGCCUGGAUUUGGGUGCUCCCAUCCUUCUUGCCCUGGCCUGAUACCCUCACUGCAGCUCCAGUGUGAGGAACAGUGGUUUGGCAUCUGAGAUGGAUCAGGGGCUGGCCUAGCAUCUGACCAAGGCCAAAGGGCAGGUGUAAGGGCAAUAAAGAUGGCUCUGAAGCCAGAAAUGCCUUAAACUGCAAUGUCUCACGCUGUCCUAACCCUCAAUCUCCAGCCCAAUCCUAGGAGCUACACUAGAUAAAGCUGGUGGGGUGGCAGCCCAGACCCUCAGUGUAGCUGACAUGGGAGCCAGAGGGAGCCUUGUGGCACCGUGUUACUAACUCCAGUAUGUGUGUCAAUCACCAUGAAAUAAAGUCUUAAACUUUACA